UAAAUUCUAACAAGUAUCCAGCCGUUUUACUGCUUGGACCCCCAAACAAUUAAGAGAACAACGAUGAAACAGCUGACCAUAGGUUCCUCAUUACUGACAGCGAGGAGGUUCAAAGGUGUCAUAGGUUUCCAUCUUUGUGUCAGAGCUAAAUAAAGAACGAUGCCUGCCUUUCCUGUGAAAUCUGUGACAUAUUCCGAGUGCGUCACUAACGUUCUUUUUUUGGUACUCAGCCGGGACACAGUAACUAUUUGACGUUCUGGCAAUACGCCCUCGGUGUAUUUCAGUGGCGCGCAAUGUCUCGGCUUUCUCUUCUCAUCUGGUUCAUCGCACUGAUUGCUAACGCAGGAGCAGUGGUUUUGCAGAACCCCCUAUCAUUGCGAGUUGCCGUGGGCACCAGUGUCAAACUGCACUGUGACAUCAGCGGAGCGAUGGGCCGAUGUGCGUUUGUGUGGUGGCUGCUGGUGCAGCCCAGAACUGGGCUCACAAUCUACCGCAACACAAAUGCAAAAGUCAUCACUGUCACUGGGAACUCAGAGACUGCAGAUAAAGCCUGCAUCCUGAUCAUACCCAGCACCAAGACCUCAGACACUGGCACCUACUACUGUGCUGUCAGCGAUUCACGCACAGUGCAUUAUGGGAAUGGGACAACGCUUGUCGUCACGGAGCGAGUAGUCAAAGAUAUCACAAUGGAGAUCCUGGUGCCUGGGACCCAGCCUCUGGACCCCUCUGCCCCUGUAACUGUGAUGUGCGUGGUGUCCGGGGUGGACCCCAGUAAGGCCAGGGUGCACUGGCAGGUGGAGGGGAAGGUGGAGCAUGCAGAGUUGCCCCCGGCCAAUGCGCUGGCCUCAGACUCUGUGAGAACCUGGCUGUCCGUGCCAGGGCCCUCCUGGGCCAGCGGGGCACCGGUCACCUGCGUCCUGGAGACCGCCAAGGGGCUGAAUCUGAACAGAACCGUCAGCAGGACAGGAAUAUGGACUCUGAACCCCUGCAUGUAUCUGCUGGCAGCUAUGGGUGGAGCCUCUUUCCUCGUCCUCGUUACCAGUGUUCUGACUGUUUGUGUCAUCUGGCAGAAACGCAGCCGACUGACAAAGUCUCACCCCAGGUCCAAAUCUGGUAUAAACUGGUCAAGACCGCCACAACAGGUUUUAGAACAAGUGCAGUACACUAGUCUGAGGUUUGGAGGCACAAGAAGGGAGGCCGUUUCCCACUUCUGAAACGGUGUGUGUGUGUGUGUGUGUGUACGUGUGUGUGUGUGCCCUGCCGUACACAGGACCAGGGCUGUACAUUUGCUCGUCAUCCUGAAGGCAUCCUCUGUGUGAUGUAGGUGUCACUUUCUAAGGGGAAGCCACCUCUGCUUUGAGAUAUAAUCUCAUCUUCUAUGAUUUAUCAUCAACUUUAUGUUGCUAUAUAUGAACUGUUUUUGUUUCCACACAUUUAUGUGAAUUUAUGCGACCAUCAAAUGUAUUUAUUUACAUAAUAUUGUGCUAGCAUAAGAUGUAUAAGUAUAGCUGAAGAGUAAUAUUACCACUGAUGCUGUUUCAUUUUUAAAUUCCUUAAAAACUUAAUUCAUUUUCUGGAAUGUUUUCUCGACCGGAGUAUCUAUUGCAUAUGCUAUUUCAGUACCUCUCCAAUAGAUGGCACUAUAGUUUUUCCCAUGAGAGUGGUCUAACAGUGCUCCAUACAGAACUUUUAUGUAUAUAAACCCACCCUCUAUUUACCUCUGAAACUAGCCUCGGAAAAAUAUACAGUAUGUGAUAUUUUGAAAUGUAAAUAAUUUUGAUUACCAAUAUGUACAAUAAUGAGUAUGGAGUCUUUCAUGACAUAGACAUGUAAGUUUUUUUUUUUUUUUUGCUUGUCUACAAUAUAUGAUACUUUUAACACUGGAUCAGUGCAGUAUCCAUUCAGAAACCAUGUAUGUAUUACCCCACUGCACAAGGCUACCACUCAGACCAUGAAAAAUAAUGGGCAAUGUUGAAUUCACAUAGAAUAGUAAUAACAGAUACACAAUCACAGGAAAUAAAACAAAUUAUAUUCAGCAGCCAGUUUACAUGAUAAUUGAGUUGGCAAACUCUUCCCGAUUAACUCACAAGCUGCUCCUGAGGUUUCUAAUCCUAUGGUUUUAUUGACCCUCAGUCUCUACUGGUGCAGAGGUGGGGCUAAAAUUAGGAAUGCUCACUACAGUGUCCAUUGCUGUAGAGAGGAUCCCCAGUUGUCAUGUCACAAGCCAAGUAGGGUGGUCAGGUUUAUGUUGUCGAAUAAAUGCAAGGUACAGUUGCUUCCCAGCUACGUUAUAUGAAUUAAUCUCAGGAUUUAUUCAAACCUUUAUGAAGUGGAAGUCUUUAUGCAAUCGUCACAUGUUCAAACCACUUCAUUCUCUUGACAUGUUUUCUGUUUCUAAUAUAAAUAUUCUCUUUUAGUAAUUAAAUAAAAUUAUGCACUUCUCUCAUGUAAGGCGUUUGUGUAUGAUUUUUUUCCAGAACAGUAAAAGAGCCUUUUCUUACGGUGUUCUCUCCAUGAAAUU
Messenger RNA from Anguilla anguilla (European eel), 2521 nucleotides. Its product is annotated as immunoglobulin alpha-2 heavy chain-like. Lineage: Eukaryota; Metazoa; Chordata; Actinopteri; Anguilliformes; Anguillidae. Bases 294 to 1214 code for a protein of 306 amino acids. The record is from RefSeq and is a predicted model, not a curated record. The transcript is spliced from 6 exons. Gene Ontology annotation, cellular component: plasma membrane.